Molecule: messenger RNA, 1083 nt
Organism: Dendronephthya gigantea
Lineage: Eukaryota; Metazoa; Cnidaria; Anthozoa; Malacalcyonacea; Nephtheidae
Product: programmed cell death protein 6-like
Exons: 4
Coding region: 37-828 (263 amino acids)
Molecular function (GO): calcium ion binding
Source: RefSeq, a predicted model, not a curated record
AUUAAACUGACAAGUGCCAAUUUCUCGUUCAAAACAAUGUCAAAUUAUCCUGGGAAUUACGGUCAACCUGGUUAUAAUCAACCUUCCUAUGGGCAGGGCUACCAAGCCAGGCCUAGUGCACCGGGUUACCAACCCGGUUACCAAAGACAGCCCGGUCCCACAGCUCCGGGUGGAUACGGUCAAGGUUUUCCGGCGGCGCAAGGAUACCAACAACGACCACCCGGACAUCAAGGUAUGCAGGGAUAUCCGGCUCAACCAGGUUACCCAACAGGUCCACCUCCUGGACUUCCACAUGGAAUGCCAGCACCACCACCUGGUGCAGACCCUACCCUCUGGAAUUGGUUCAUCACCGUCGACGUUGACAAGUCAGGAGAAAUCACAGCAAUUGAGCUGAAGCAAGCUCUGAUUAAUGGAAAUUGGACACAAUUCAAUGACGAAACAUGUCGAUUGAUGAUAAGUAUGUUUGACAGAGAUCAAUCAGGGACGAUAAGUUUCACCGAAUUCUGCGACCUUUGGAAGUACAUACAACAAUGGAAAGGGGUGUUUGAUCGCUACGACAGAGACCGAUCAGGUGCCAUUGAAAUGAAUGAACUUCAGACAGCAUUAAAUGAGAUGGGAUACAGAGUUUCACCAAAUUUUGUACAUCUCUUGAUUACAAGGUUUGACACCGUAGCACGCAGAAGUAUGAAACUCGAUAGCUUCAUCCAAUGUUGCGUAAUGCUUCGUCUGCUAACUGACGCGUUCCGUAUGAGAGAUGCCAACCAAAAUGGGGUCAUCAACGUCAGCUACGAGGACUUCAUGUGUAUGGUGAUUGAGAACAAAGCGUGAACACAGCACAAGAACAAUGCUAGUCUAGUCUAGCUGAUGCUUUGGAUUCUAAUAAAAAAACAGCCUAGUAUAAGUAUAAUUCAUUAGAUUCCUUCAUACAAUUCAUAGUUGACAUAAUUCUUUUAGCAUAUGUUACUAUAGGUAUAUAUAACUAUAUGUUACUAGACAGUAACAGACAGUCAGUUGAAUAAUAAUAGCAAUAAAUAUUGUAAUAUUCCAUAUAUACAAACAUCUUAGGAAACAAGUUGAACUACU